This is a messenger RNA of Strongylus vulgaris, 327 nucleotides long. The record is from the annotation of a GenBank genome assembly. NCBI's taxonomy places the organism in Eukaryota, Metazoa, Nematoda, Chromadorea, Rhabditida, Strongylidae.
AUGACUAAACAAUUCAGAGGCAUACCAAGAAUACUGAAUGCUGGUCUUGCUGGCAUUGUUGGAGUUACUUGUGUAUUUCCUAUUGAUCUUGUCAAAACUCGCUUACAAAAUCAAAGAAUUGGACCUAAGGGGGAGUUGGAGUACAGUGGAAUUAUUGACUGUGCAAAAAAGACUUGGAAAUCUGGUGGCAUGUCAAAAUUUAGCAAGAUAAGAGCUCUUUACUCAGGAUCUGCUGUUAAUAUUGUUCUAAUCACUCCAGAAAAAGCUAUAAAACUUGUUGCAAAUGACUUCUUUCGCUAUCAUCUCGCCGUUCCUGGACAGAAGUGA